AUGGACAAGACGGUGGCUGGAGUCUUUGAGGCAGUGCUGUAUCGGAGCCCUUCGACGUCGACGAGCUGUCUCGGACUCGAUAAGGGCGUGCGCCGCGUCCGCGACAUCGACGGGCGUCUGCAGUAUCAGUUCAUGUUCUUCGACAAGGACGCCAAGCAGCGCCCCAGGGUCUACCAGACAACGCGCACCAUAUGGACCCCCGACAAUCCCGGCUACCCCGGCUUCAACCGCAAGUCCAUGCGAGUCUUUGAAGUGCGACGAGUCCUCGCGAACCCGUCAGACCCCGAGCGCUGCAAGCUAGGACCCACACCGCACGUCCUGCGCGACUACUGGCCCGAGCCGCACAUGGCUGCGAAUGAAAAGGACAAGCAGACCGAUAUAAUCGACGCGCUCAGGCGCGAGGGCCUCUAUCCCGAGAUGGAGUGCAGGUUCUUGGACAUCCUUGAAGACGGCGAGGUGUGGUAUCCCGAGACUGGCUCCCGAGGCUCGCCCGUCAUGGUAUGGAGCUACUUGCUGGGCGAGCUGCCACACUAUCGGGGCGUGUACGGGCAACUGUGCACCGAUCUGUACAAGGUCGACAAUCCGGCCCUGUUCUUCCACGCGAUGAGCCAGGUCGUUGACACCCUCCGACACUUCAAGCAUGCCGGCUAUGUUCACGCGGAUGUGAGCCCGGGCAACUUUUUGAUACGAAGGCGCGACGGGCAAAUACCCGCGUCGCUUCACGACAUCAAGCGCGAAGAUCUGGACGACUGGACCACUAUAGUCUCUGACCUCGAAUGGUCGAGGUCGUAUUACAGUGCCUCCCAAGACUACAAAGGGGGAACGUAUCGGUACAUGUCCACGGAGUGGUAUUUACAGUCAUACCGGCACAACAGCGACCAAUUACCCGAUGAAUCAACCGGCGAACAGACGAACGCGCCCAUAACGCCGGCAGAUCCAACGCACGAGGACAACUUCAUCUACAACCCCUACCACGACCUCGAAGCGGUCCUCUGGAUGGCCUACGACUACAUCCUCAAUCGCAUUCCGCAAAGACUGCUGCUCACCUCCGCCCCUGACCGUACCAAGAACAUGCUCUACAAGCUUCAAUGCUUUUAUAAGGCCUACUUCAAGACCAACGCGGAAGGAAUAUUCAAGCACGAGCGCUUCCGACUCAUGGAGGCCGAUGGGUACAGCACGCCCAUGGACCUGCUCAAGGAGAUAUAUCCCACUGAUCCCGUGCUCGAGCUCUUUUACCUCGCCCUGGACAUGCGGAUAUCGUACAUGGCCCUGGAAGGCGAUGGUGUCGAAGGCUCUACGGUGACACUGGACGACGGACGGACAAUAUUCUCGCUCCAAUGCUUCAGGGACGAGGUCUACGACAGCAUAGAGAAGGCGUUCCGCAAGGUCAGCGAUUACUAUCUCGACCAUCCGGAUAUCUUCUGCUUAGCUCCGCCACGCGCGCCGCGCAACGUCGAGGAAAUUCCCAAGCAGAGGCUCCCGAGGGAAGAGAGUGACCUCAUAUCUGGCAGAACGAGCGUGGGGAGUCCGGCGGCUUGUAACCCUAAUCUGGCAUGGGUUAUUGCAGAGUGGAUAUGGCAUCGCCAGCCCUUGCAUUCCUCCUUCCAUUAUCUCACUGCCCUAAUGGGUAACUACGGCCAGCGUGCACGGGACUACCACAAGGAAUCCGACUACGGCAAAAGGACGUUGUUCAUCGGCAACAUGCUCAACUUUUUCAUAGGAUAUAUGCCACGAUGGAGGCGCUCCUCCGAUGACGACGUACGACUCACAAUCGACGAACUGCGCGAGAAGGGCGUGUUGAACAAAAGCUACCAGUGGGCCCCUCUCCGUCGCAGGCCUGCGAAAAAUAUCAGGCUUCGGUCCUGGCAGACCCCAUCGGACGCUGUCAAACAACAAAGACUCCAGGGUAUCAAGGAGAUCGUGGAGAAGAUCCUUGUUACUCGCACGACCACGUUCAGAUGCGGCAUGCCGAACAGGCCGAUGCCCAGUCGCCAUAGCGAGGAUGCGCACCAUGGCGCAGACGCUGCAUUUGUCAGGGCAGAUUCUCCGGCAUCCAGCGACGUUUGCGAUGGUGGCUGCGCGCGCAAUCCGACGGUCGACUGGCUCGGUGGCCAAUCGUUCUUCACGGCCGACACGGUGGCAGGCGGAGUAUUCACAACGAGUGAAUCGAAACAUGGUGUUCGCGAGAAUGCUCAUCGGGUUCUGACUCACGCGGCCAGUGUCUUUUGGAGCGACGCAAGGCAUCUAACAACCUUCUCCUUCACCAUCGAGAACACUCUUAUGCGCAUCUGGUGUCAUACGCGCACGCACUCAGCAUGCUCGCCGGUUUUCGACAUCAACGACGACCCCCAAUGGCUUAUCCACUUCGUCCUCUUCGUGACCUACUCCCCCCUUCCCGACCUCGGCUUCGAUCCCAGCGUCCGCCGCGUCAAAGACGUCGCCGGCAAGCUCCAGUAUCAAUUCUUAUGCGACCGCGAAGACACCUACACGCCCUUCACAUACCAAACCACGCGCAUCAUCACCACGCCUAUCGCAGACUACCCCGGCUACAAUCUCAAGUGCAUGACCGUCUUCGAGGUGCAGAAAGUGCUGGACAAUGCGGAGGACCCGAAUGAACGCGAGCUCAUGGCUACGCCUGCGGUGCUACGCGACUACUGGGAUGACAACGAGCGUCGGCACGAGAUUGCUAUUCAGAAAGAUAUCAAGGAGAAGAUGGACGCGGCGGGCGUCUUGCCCGCGAUGCAGGGCCACUUCAUGGACAUCCUCGAGGACGGGAUCGUCCAAUAUUUUCCGGAUUCGGGUGACGAAGCUGCGAGCCCUCCGGCUGAGUUCACAGUGGUCAAUACGAGGUUCGCCGAAGAAAAUUGGAACAUGUUUCACAUGCGCGGCGUCUACAAGCAGCUCUGUGUCGACCUUGGGUCCGUCGAUAAUCCCGCCCUCUUCUUUCACGCGCUCAGCCAGGUAGCCAGGAUCUUGAUGUACAUGAAGCGCGCAGGGUAUCUGCACAAGGACGUCAGUCUCGGGAACUUUCUGCUCCAUCAUGUCAGCGGUCUGGUGCCUCCUUCCUUGCUUGACUUGGAUAGGGAGGCACUCGAACAAUGGACGACAAUCAUCACAGAUCUCGAAUUUGCGCGGCCAUACCUUGAUGCUCCCGUCAAUGAGCGCUACAUCCUUUGCCCGUCCGAGAAGAACAACUUCGUCACCAACUUCUACCACGAUCUCGAGUCUGUCUACUGGGCCUUCCUCGCUUAUAUUCUCUACCGGGUUUCCCAAACGCGACUGCUAGACGGCAUGGAUAACGCGCUCCUAGGCUCGUUCAGAAUCCACAACGACAAGUUCUUCGACUGCGACGUCGAAGGGAAUGAGACGCGGCUUCAGUUCCUCAAGGAUCCCAGCGAAGCGGAUUUUCUCUGCGACGAUCUGGCGAAGGUCUACGGCAACGACCACCCGAUUCUCGACGCUGUCCGCCUCGUGAACGAUCUGCGCGACGCCUACAACGACCUCGAGCAAGACACCUCUCAGACGACGACGCUCGACGACGGGCGCGUGGUGUACGCCCAGUCCCUCUUCCAGGACGACAUCUACCUCAAGAUGGAACGCGCCUUCCGCAAAAUCAGCGACCACUACGUCGACCACCCUGACCAGUUUGUCCGGCUUCCUCCUACGGCUCCCCCGCUUCCCACGACGCGCCCGCCACGACUCCCGGCGUGCCCAGCGUGGCAGCUCGCGGAGAGCAAGAACUUCGACAAGGACGGGCCCGGCGAGCUUAUUCCGGAAGAGUACUGCCCCAUUGCUCAUCGCACGAAGAGGGCGCUGAAGCGACUGCUUGAGGACGGUGCACCUAUCGAGCGCCCAGCGCGGCGUGCUCGACUGGCUCGGGCUCAGGCUCAGGCCGUUGCUCAGCCCCAGCCCGCUCAACCUCAGCCCACGCAAGCUCAGAACGCCCGAUCGCAGACUAACCAAGCUCAACCUGCCCCGCCUCAGCAGCCUAUUCAGGCCGCCACCACCACGAACGAGCCACCCGCCGCUGGUCGCAGACUUCGCGGCACUACGAUGGCUCAGAGGAAGAGACGAUAG
This is a messenger RNA of Schizophyllum commune H4-8, 4077 nucleotides long. RefSeq lists its product as uncharacterized. Gene Ontology annotation, biological process: protein phosphorylation. The record is from RefSeq and is a predicted model, not a curated record. The transcript is spliced from 13 exons. Bases 1 to 4077 code for a protein of 1358 amino acids. Lineage: Eukaryota; Fungi; Basidiomycota; Agaricomycetes; Agaricales; Schizophyllaceae. Gene Ontology annotation, molecular function: protein kinase activity.